Molecule: messenger RNA, 2562 nt
Organism: Hermetia illucens (black soldier fly)
Lineage: Eukaryota; Metazoa; Arthropoda; Insecta; Diptera; Stratiomyidae
Product: sodium- and chloride-dependent glycine transporter 1
Exons: 10
Coding region: 576-2426 (616 amino acids)
Biological process (GO): sodium ion transmembrane transport
Cellular component (GO): membrane
Molecular function (GO): glycine transmembrane transporter activity
Source: RefSeq, a predicted model, not a curated record
UGAGUUGUCUCGUUGUCCAGUGAAGCAGUCCCAAAAAAUAAACUAUAAAAGUGUUUUAUUAAAUCAAAAUUCCACAUGUUUACUCCGAGUGCGUAAUCCAAGUGCAUCAACAUUAUUUCGUCGCCACUUGGGACGUCACCUUUUAUCUAGGAAUUCGCAAAAGCAAAACACAGAAAGCCCAUUUAAAUAAAAUCUUAAAAUCUUGUUAACUCAUCGUUUGGCCGAGGGAGGAAGUUGUUAUGGCAAUUGAAACAAAUCUAACGAGCAUAAGACCCUGCAAAUAACAUAAUAGUCUCCAAAUUGAAUUGCUCCUCAAGUAAGAAAAGAGAAAAGAAAUAAGAAAGAUCAGCUCCAAGUACAAGAAAUUGAAGCGCGUAACGAGUAGACUUUUUAUCACUCGAAGCGAGAUAUGGGUCACUAGUAGUGCACCUUCAAGACGGGGAAGAACUGCUCAAGAUCCGCGAGUGAAACGGUUUCGAGAUUAAGGAAAUUUUCACGAAAACUUUCAAUUAGCUUUAAAGGAUUUAGAUUUCGGUUUUUUGGUAUUUGUCGGUUUCACUGUGGGUAGUGACAACAUGGGACCAAAAACUCGACCGUCCUCGCUUGGACCAUCUCUUGACAGUAAAGUGAAAUCAAACCUUCCGAGGAAAAGUAAAAUUGAAGAAGAUUUCGAACCGUCUUACGAACCGGAUCAAAAUCGUGGAAAAUGGAGUGUUAAAGCAGAGUUCAUCCUUUCUUGCUUGGGUUACGCUAUUGGGAUUGGGAAUGUUUGGCGUUUUCCAUAUUUGUGCUAUCGAAGUGGAGGAGGGGCAUUUCUCAUUCCAUACCUCCUUAUGCUUGUGUUUUGUGGUAUCCCUUUGUUCUACAUGGAGAUACUUCUCGGACAAUUUUCGAGUAGCGGAUGCAUUACAUUGUUUCGAAUAUGUCCAUUAUUCAAAGGGACCGGAUUUGCAAUUGUCAUUGUCAACAUCAUCUGCACAGUAUACUAUGCGGUAAUUCUAAGUUAUCCUCUGAUAUACGUAUAUAGAUCGUUCUCCCUGAAAUUACCGUGGACGGAUUGCAAUAAUGCAUGGAAUACUCCAAAUUGUACACGUGUUGAAGAUGUAAAUGCCGUUUGGAAUGCAACGAGCGUAUUUUACUGGGAAGGUAAAGUUUCUGGUGUCAGUACCCCGGCCGACGAGUUUUUCCAUCUUGAAGUUUUAAAGAUAUCUAGUGGAAUUCAUGAAGUGGGCGGAAUCGUCUGGCCUUUGUUUAUAUGCCUAGUCAUAGCGUGGAUAACUGUAUUUCUAUGUAUCCUUAAGGGUGUUAAGUCGGUUGGAAAAGUCGUUUAUUUCUCGGCUACAUUCCCUUUUGUAGUUUUAGCGAUUUUAUUUUUUCGUGGAGUAACGUUGCCUGGCGCCGGGUUGGGCAUAUCCUUUUAUAUGUACCCAGAGUGGAAAAAAUUAACUGAUCUGAAAAUAUGGGCUGACGCCGCAAUGCAGAUAUUUUACUCAUUGGGUCCUGGCUGGGGUGGAAUUGUGAAUAUGGCCAGCUAUAAUGAUUUCCGAAACAACGCUAAAUGGGAUGCCAUUGUCAUCCCCAUUGUAAAUUGCUUCACAAGCAUUUUUGCAGGUUUUGUGGUAUUUUCAGUGCUGGGCUAUUUGUCAAUAAAGACUGGAAUACCGGUGGCUAGUGUGGCCACUUCCGGGCCUGGAUUGGCGUAUAUAACAUAUCCAGAAGCAAUUGCCAUGCUCCGAUAUCCACACUUUUGGUCCAUCAUAUUCUUCCUGAUGCUUUUCUUCCUAGGAUUGGAUAGCGCUUUUGUUCAAAUUGAAGCUGUUAUCACGUCAAUAAUUGAUGAAUAUAAAUUCUUGCGGAAAUGGAGGGUAGCAGUCACAGCUGGGAUAUGCUUCGUUAUGUUCUUGUUGUCUAUCUCCAUGGUGACAAAUGGCGGGAUGUACAUUCUUCAAUUACUUGACUGGUACUCGGCAUCAGCGGCCGUCAUCUUAUUCUGCAUGAUUGAAGUCCUAAUUGUUGGUCGAAUUUAUGGCGUUAAGCGGUUUAAAAACGACAUUUACUUUAUGACGGGUCAUAGACUUGGUAAAGUGUGGCUUUUCUCCUGGAAAUGCACAACUCCAAUUAUUUUGAUACUAAUUUUCUUUACAUCCGUCGUAUUUAACCGGAGAAUAACCUUCAACAACACUGAGUAUCCCGACUGGGCUGUGGCAAUUGGUUGGGGUAGCUGCCUCUCAUCAAUUAUUUGCAUACCAAUCUAUAUGAUAUACAUAUUGAGUAAAAAGAAAGGGAGUUUGAUCGAAAGAAUCCGGGAAGCGUGUUAUCCAAGGGAGUGGUACCCUGCCAUGCCGCAUCACCGGAAGGAGUACUUGCGUCUUCGAAAAAUUUUCGAAACUGGCGCUGAAGUGUUUGGGCUAGAUGCUACGAGCUAAUAAAGAUUUAAGUAUAUGUACGGAGUAAAUAUACUAUAUAUGGAUGCAGUUGGGUGAACUUAGAUAAUGUGUAGUACUGUAAUUUAACAGUUGGAGAAGACGAUAACACAAGGCGGAAAAAUAAAGUCCAAAGACC